This is a messenger RNA of Olea europaea var. sylvestris, 476 nucleotides long. RefSeq names its product integrin-linked protein kinase 1-like. Gene Ontology annotation, molecular function: protein binding. The record is from RefSeq and is a predicted model, not a curated record. The coding region runs from base 142 to 384 and encodes 80 amino acids. NCBI's taxonomy places the organism in Eukaryota, Viridiplantae, Streptophyta, Magnoliopsida, Lamiales, Oleaceae. The transcript has 3 exons.
AGCCAAGCCUGGUCCAUAACCAAACCGAGUUUACUGAGGCCGAGGCAGUCGGGUUUGACCCUUUUCCCACUCUAGCCUUUGCAGUACGCAAAACAAGCCGGCAGCCGCAGACGUCCGUCGCGUGCAUUCACACGCACAAGGAUGGGAGAGGAGGAGCACUCAGUAGAACAGAACCCCCAGGAGAUGAUGUUAGAUAACAUUGAAGCUUUGCUCGAGGCUGCUAGAUAUGAUGAUAUUGAUGAUGUCAAAAGCAUAGCAUCUGCUGGGUUGUCUUUAGAUUCUAAGGAUUCGCAAGGACGCACAGCAUUGCAUAUGGCUGCAGCCAAUGGACAUCUUGACAUCAUAGUAUAUCUCCUCCGCAAUGGAGUGGUGAGAGAGCCUUGAUAUCUGAGCUAACUUGAAUUUUGGUUGUUUAUUGAAAGAUACUCUUGUGGUGGAUUGGUUAACUUUUUCUCUCUAGAUAACCUAGUCACGAA